Molecule: messenger RNA, 2377 nt
Organism: Boeremia exigua
Lineage: Eukaryota; Fungi; Ascomycota; Dothideomycetes; Pleosporales; Didymellaceae
Exons: 2
Coding region: 47-2077 (676 amino acids)
Source: RefSeq, a predicted model, not a curated record
CGGCAGCACCGCACCGCCGCACCGCCGCAGUAAUUGCGCCCGCCCCAUGACGCUCUUGGUCGCGAGCCGAUGCCGUCUCCUGCGGCUGCCCCACGGGUCCGUCGGCGUCUGGCAGCGUCUGCAGCGGCCGCCCGCCACGACCUCGACACGCGCCAUUGCACAUGCUGCCGACUCGAGGCCUGCCCAUAAGCAACAGAGCCCCAGUGCUCCAACGUCCGCGACCAAAGCCAAGAGAUUGCGCCGCGUCGCGCGGAUACCGGAGGAUUUGUACCGGGCAGAGGACAGGCACCUGCUCACGCCAGAUAUCAAGGACAGCGAGAUCGUGCCAGUCCACAGCGCCAUCCUCAUCCCUGCAUCCAUUGCGGCUGUCACGCCAGACCACUUCGUCGAGAAGAUCGAGCCCAUCCAGUCAUCCUGGGAGAAUGGCCGCUUCGUUGUCUUCCUCACCACCCCAUCGUUCGCUCCAUGGCUCCUCGAUCCCACCGUCUUCUCAGAGAAGGCAAUUGGAAAGCUGUACGAGAACUGCCCGCCGGGCACAGUACCAAGCCCGUUGAACGCUCUCUGCGCUGUUGUUGACAGACUUCCCGAGACGCACCUCGCAGGAGAUGGUGGCCGCGAGGUUAUGCUCAGCGCGUUCAGAGACCGCACACGUCAGCCGCCCGUCGCUGGGACUGGGCACGAGGGUUUUGCCUACGUUGUGCUACCAUCCAAAGCACAGUCAAGCCCAGCAUUAGACUCCAGUCGCGUUGAAGACGUUGGCUGCUUGGACUUUAGCGCACAUACACACACCGAUGUCUCGGGCAGGCACUACACUAGACUGCAAGUGCCGUUGGCCAACACCGUCUUCCAGACAGGCCAACCCAGCACCCUGAUCAGGACGUCAUGGAAAUGGUCUCCAGCCGAGAACAAGUUCGCGCUAAAACACCAAUCGCAACAGAAGACAGCUGCCGUCAACCUCUCCUCCCAAGAUGUACAGAACGGUGAGCUACCCUCGCAUUUACAUCGGGAGGCUCCGACUUUGAGCGUUCCGUUGCUUCCUCUGACGGUGCCACGCCAGGUCGACGGCUGUAUGGGGAACAUCAUCCGCGGGCUCGUUGGCGCUGGCGAGAUCAGAAUGACAGCAUCAACCGAACUAGAGCAGGCUGUUCCCCGGUACUUCGAGUCACGGGGCGAGCCAGCUCAGGCCACCUCGGCCUGGGCUCUGAUUAUUCCCAGAAAGACGGCAGAUGUAGCCGCCCAAGCUACCCAAAAGCUAGUCUUCCACAAUCUGGGUGCCGAUCCGAAGAGUUUAAGCUCCGAUGCCUACGCGAUCUGGGAACAGAAGGGCUUCGAGUCUCUAUGGCAGUCACAGCCGCCCCGGUGGAAUACGACGGUUCAGGAAGCCAUGUCGAGCGGCGCUCGGCUGCACAAAGUCCUCAGUGGCGGUGGUGGAUGGGGCAAGAAGGCUGGCUUGCUGUCACUGGAUCCCAUGCCCAUCAGCCCACCCGUUUUCCAGUCACAAGAGGAUAGUAAAAUGGACGAUAAGACGGAUGAAUACGACAGUGUGCUUGAAUUCUCUACCGCACUCAAGCCUGUCGUUGAAGACGGAGAUUACGUUCAAUUCUUCAUCUCUCCCGUACCGGCUCAAGGGGAGGAUGAUGCUGCUGCAUUUCAAAAUCUGAAAGAAGCUGAAAUAACCAGAAAAGAACAUCCAUGGAAUUGGGAGUUUGGCGUAAUUCCAAGCACGAUCGACUCCGUACCCGGCGAUUCAUGGCAACACACGGGGGAAUCCAGAGAAAUAGCUGUGUUCAGAGGCAGUUUUGGUGCUCUCACUGAGCGAGGCCUGACGUUAACGCACAGCUUAGGUAUCCAAGCCAAAACAGGGAAAGCCAGGAAAAACCUGCUUACCACUAAGGUCGAUGUGCCAUUCUCGCGCUGGUCAGCCAUUCGACUACACCCAAAGGAAGGGAUCGAAACUGGGAGGGUUGGCGACUUCCACAAGGGAAGGACCGCCCAAGACCUGUUGAGAGAGCAGGUAACCCGUCGCGAAAUCGCAAGACUCCGUCGUAUAUCUAAUAAACACAUAGUUGAUGUAUAAUACCUCAAAUGCAACUGUCGCAGCCCGUUCUUUGAAACGAACAUCUUUGCCUUUCGGUGAUCAGAGACCACAACACACACAUACACAUAGCUCGAUCUCCAAUGCCCUAGGAGCCCGUGCUAAGAGUACCUUCUCUAAACUGAAAAGCAUGUAUGUCGGAGAGGAAGCUCAACCUGCCUCGCGUACAUCAGACAAGCCAACACCACAGCUCACCCAGAAGAAGAUCCGCCGAGCUAGUCAAAGACCUGGUCCAAUGAAAGCGAGGCGUCUUGCAUUACGAAGACGGCAGAAACGUCGGGG